Messenger RNA from Psammomys obesus (fat sand rat), 444 nucleotides. Its product is annotated as hemoglobin subunit beta-like. The record is from RefSeq and is a predicted model, not a curated record. Gene Ontology annotation, molecular function: oxygen binding; oxygen carrier activity; peroxidase activity. The transcript is spliced from 3 exons. Gene Ontology annotation, cellular component: blood microparticle; hemoglobin complex; haptoglobin-hemoglobin complex. Bases 1 to 444 code for a protein of 147 amino acids. NCBI's taxonomy places the organism in Eukaryota, Metazoa, Chordata, Mammalia, Rodentia, Muridae. Gene Ontology annotation, biological process: oxygen transport; hydrogen peroxide catabolic process.
AUGGCGGACUUGACUGCUGAUGAGAAGGCUGCCCUCACUGGAAUGUGGCGUGAGGUAGAUACUGAAAAACUUGGCAGUGAGGCCCUGGAAAGGUUGCUGAUUGUCUAUCCACACAGCAGGAGGUACUUUGACCACUUUGCAGUCUCUCGUUCUCGUUCUGCCACUGAGGACGACCCCAACUUGAAGGUUCUUGGCAAGAAGGUGAUGGACUCCUUCGGUGAAGCCCUGAAACACCUGGACAACCUGAAUGACACCUUUGCCAGCCUGAGCGAGCUUCACCGUGACAAGAUGCAUGUGGAUCCUGAGAACUUCAAGCUCCUGGGCAGCAUGAUAGUGAUUGUGCUGUCUCGCCACUUUGGCAACGACUUCACCCCAGCACUGCAGGGUGCUUUGGAAAAGCUGGUGGCUGCUGUAGUUGCUGCAAUGGCUCACAAGUACUACUGA